CAAUGAGAAUCAGCGCACUCAUCCAAGCCCUGUUGAUAUUCACGGCUUCCUACAUAUGUCUGUCGCAACCGGCCAUACUUACAGACGGCGAGGAUGUCGACGAUUACGAUGAUCUAGACAGAGGUGUGGACCUCGAUAAACGAAUAAGCAAAUUCGUCCGCAUAGGAAAGGCCUUGAAUUCAUUCGUUCGCAUCGGUAGGGAUAAUCCGCAGAGCGAUUUGUUCAAUUACUAUUCCAGAAAUGGUGCCUAUAAUGACAUUUAUCCAAUCAUCAAUCCAGACGAUUUUCGUGAUAAUCAGAAACGUAUGAGCUCCUUUGUACGAAUUGGCAAAAGCAAAAUUCCGGAAUUCGAAGACGAAGAUUCUUAUGGCGCCGAUAUUGAAAAGCGCGCAGGUGCGUUUAUUCGAAUGGGCAAGUUUCCCUCGUCGGCGUUCAUUGAACGUCUAGAGGAUCGCAUGAACAGUUUCGGGCAUCAGCCGUACUACACACGAACAGGACGUAUUGGGCACUCGUCCUUUAUCAGGAUAGGAAAGCGGGAUACUUCAGACGCCCUGAGGAAGGCACACACUGAACAAGAUGUAGAGAAGGCAAAUGAAGGACCGCAUAGACUUGGCGAUGGUGUUGAAGGAAAGGAUAUCAUUCCGAGGUACCUGCGCAUAGGUAAAGAUCUGGACGAUGUUGAUGGUGACAUGCAAACACAGAAGCGACUUAGUAACUUCGUUCGUAUAGGGCGUGACUAUGGAGGACGAAAUUCUAACACGGGAAUCUUCAACUCCAAAAGGCCAAGCUCGUUCGUUAGAAUAGGUCGACAGCCAGAGGAAUUUGAUAAACGCUACAGCUCCUUCGUCCGCAUUGGUAGAAACUUCCCAUUUAUCCAGUCAGACGAUGGGGCAAACCAGUUUGAAAACGUGGAUAAUCUUUUCAAACGAGCGAGUUCGUUUGUUCGAAUCGGCAGAAACAAUCUACUUGAAAAUCCAGAAAAGCGAUACAGCUCUUUUGUACGAAUCGGUAAAAGCGAUCGUGUGGAGGACCAGGAAAAAAGGGCUAGUUCCUUUGUGCGAAUAGGAAAGAGUGGACAAGUUGCCCUCGAUGAUGACACCACCAACGACCUUGUGAAACGUGCAAGUUCGUUUGUUCGAAUUGGCAGGGAUGUAGAUGACGGCACCGAUUCUGAAGAGCAAGCUCAACCGUCCAAACGUGCGAGUUCUUUCGUCCGUAUCGGGAAAUCCACUGUCGAUACUAAGGGAAUAAACAGUGAAAGCGACCGUGCAUUUAAGAUGUAAUUCGAUUUUACUUUUAGCUUACCGUAUAUAUUUAUUGCUUUACUCCCACCGUGAGCAAAUUCGCACAAUACUCACAAACAUAGUUUAUGCAAUAUUAAUUUUAAUAAAAAGCAAUUUUACUGUGAAAUUUGAAAUAAUAUAUUUUCUAUAAAGAUCGGUUGAUUAAUAUUGAAACACACAUAUGAUUGUUAACUUGAAUAUGUUUUGUCAAUAAAAGAAUAUCUGGAA
Messenger RNA from Dreissena polymorpha, 1511 nucleotides. Its product is annotated as FMRFamide-related neuropeptides-like. The coding region runs from base 3 to 1283 and encodes 426 amino acids. The record is from RefSeq and is a predicted model, not a curated record. The transcript is spliced from 2 exons. Lineage: Eukaryota; Metazoa; Mollusca; Bivalvia; Myida; Dreissenidae.